Molecule: messenger RNA, 1899 nt
Organism: Bactrocera neohumeralis
Lineage: Eukaryota; Metazoa; Arthropoda; Insecta; Diptera; Tephritidae
Product: mitochondrial pyruvate carrier 2-like
Exons: 5
Coding region: 275-736 (153 amino acids)
Biological process (GO): pyruvate import into mitochondria
Cellular component (GO): mitochondrial inner membrane
Molecular function (GO): pyruvate transmembrane transporter activity
Source: RefSeq, a predicted model, not a curated record
CUCUAUAACUCGCUGAGAAUUCUAUUUGGUGGCAAUGAGAGAGGUUAAUUUUGAUAUUCGCUAAUUCAGUUAGUAUUUGGAUGUUGUGCUGGAAUUUCUUCACUAUCUAGCAAACGGUGAGGAAGUCAACACCAGUAAUUGUUCAAGUAAGGUACCUUGUAUACCUUGCCUUUAGAAUAAAGUUAGAAAAUUGUAAAUACGAGAAACUAGUACAAAAUAUCUAAUCUCAAACGAAACAAAAGUCUGAAAUAAGUGCUUAGAAAACAACAAUAAAAUGGCUUCCUCAGCACCUCCAGCAGCAGCACCACCACCACCACCUCCGCCAUCAGCCACUACCGCUGGCAAAGGAUUUCCCAACAAAAUUUACAAUGCUCUUAUUGGCUCAGUGGACAAACAUGUGCCCGAAAAGUUGCGACCAUUGUGGCAGCAUCCAGCUGGACCAAAAACUGUUUUCUUCUGGGCACCACUUUUCAAAUGGUCUCUUGUCAUAGCUGGUCUCAGCGACUUGGCGCGUCCGGCUGAAACUCUUUCGGUGCCCCAGUGUGCAGCACUCGCCGCCACCGGUAUCAUUUGGUCACGUUACUCCUUGGUUAUCAUUCCCAAAAACUACAGUCUGUUCGCCGUCAAUUUAUUUGUCGGUUUGACACAAGUCGUUCAACUGGGCCGCGCAUACAAUUACCAAAUGGAACAGAACAAACUGGCUGGUGAACAACCUGCGAAGAAGAACGAAUUGUAAAUGGCUUUAAUUUCGAUUUGUAUAUAAUAUUCAAAUGUUUGUAUAUACACAUGUAUAUAAUGUUAAUGAGACGCAUGCUACCUACAUUAAUUAUGCGAUCACUUUUCAAUAUUUUCCGUCAAUACAUACUUUUUAUGAAUAUGUAUACAAUCCACUUUACAUACAUAUAUGAGUGAUAAAAAGGUAAUUACGGCCAAAAAACACAUCAGGCGGUGGCGGUAAUAAAAUAAAAAUAAAUAGAGCAAGCGCAAAGCUCUUACAUACAUAUAUUAUACAUUUGUAUGUAUGUAUGUAUAUUUGUAUACCCACGUGCAUAAGCAAGUUACUAAUUGCACUUGAAUGCAAAAUGUCAAUGUCAAUGCCGCAACAUUCACUUGACUCCACUCAUUCACAAAAAUAUACACACAUACUUACAUAUGUAAAUGACUUAGCCAAACAACAAAACCAUUGGCCAGUAAAAGUGCUCAAUAUGCCGAAGCAGUCAUUUAUUAUUAUAUAAUAGUACUACAAAAACUGGUGAUAUAAUUAAGUAGUGAAUUGUAAAUUAAAUAAUAUUAUCAUGUUCGAUUAUACUGAAGCUGAAUUAAUUUUGAAUUUAAACUAUAACUAAGUUAAGAAAGUUAAUCAAAAAGACCAUCACAAAACAGCACAAAAUAUGCAAAUAAAAAGGUAUAAAACACAAUUUGUACAAAAGCUUCCCAAUGAAAGUGAAAUUGUUUUUUCUUUCUUUUAAUCUUUUGUUAAUAACAUCAAACUAUUGCAUAUUGAAAUAGUAAUUUUUUUCUCGUUUAAUCAAUUUGUCAAUGCAGACCUUAACACACAUGCCAAAGAGUUUAAAGUUUGUGUUUCCAUCAAUAAUAAAGAACUGGUUUGGGCAAAAGAAAAAACGAAAAAGAUACAUACAUAUGACAUUUACAUACUAAUAUUUAUGUACAUACAUAAGUCGUAAGAGGCUGCACAAGUUACAUAGCAUAGCAAAGUACCCAAUUAGCAUCUGACAUGGAAACAGCCAUAUGUAGAAAAAUGUGUUAAUUAUAUGUACAUACAUAUGUAUUUUAGGCAAUGAGAACUUUUGUUUGUAGAAUUACGAGUAAAAGUUAAAAAAAAAAACUUUUUGCAUGUGUACUUUAAGUCUCAAUAAAGAAACGAACGAAACGAGUUUA